Aspergillus pseudotamarii is the source of this 864-nucleotide messenger RNA. RefSeq names its product class II fructose-bisphosphate aldolase. NCBI's taxonomy places the organism in Eukaryota, Fungi, Ascomycota, Eurotiomycetes, Eurotiales, Aspergillaceae. The coding region runs from base 1 to 864 and encodes 287 amino acids. The record is from RefSeq and is a predicted model, not a curated record. The transcript has 3 exons. Gene Ontology annotation, biological process: carbohydrate metabolic process. Gene Ontology annotation, molecular function: aldehyde-lyase activity; zinc ion binding.
AUGGCCAACCCAUCAAUAGCAAGCAACCGCACUCGUUCCAUUCUACAUGCAGCCAAGGAGGGUAAAUAUGCCGUUGGUGCAUACAACUGCUACAAUUGUGACGGUGUGAUGGCCGUUAUUCGUGCUGCAGAAGCCAAAAGGUCACCAGCUAUUAUUCAGCUUUUCCCCUGGACCCUGCAUUUCCAAGGCCCCGAGUUUGUCCGUUACGUAGUCAACUAUGCCCAUGCCGCCUCAGUUCCCAUUGCAGUACAUCUGGACCAUUGUAUCGAGCCCGAGGACGUACAGUUAGCCCUAACUCUUCCUUUCGAUUCUAUCAUGAUUGACGGUUCGACAAUGGAACAGGCGGAGAAUGUCGCAAUCUGUGCACGAAACAUUAAGCGGGCACACGUGCUCGGCAUUUCUAUUGAAGUCGAGAUGGGACGGAUAGAGGGCGGGGAGGAUGGACUGCCUAACGUGGAUCUAGGGACUAUCUUUACAAACCCCGAGGAUGCUAAACGGUUCAUGGAAGAGACUGGUGCCGACUUCCUUGCUCCAAGCUUUGGCAAUAUUCAUGGAGGCUACGGACCUGGUGGUGCCGAAAAGUCGUGGGACACAGCUCUUCUUAGCAAGAUUUCGAAAACUGUUGAGCAGCCACUUGUGCUGCACGGAACACACCCCGUUGAGGAUGAACUCUUCCUCAAGGCAAUUGACUGUGGGGUUUCGAAGAUCAACGUCAACCGAACAGUGCGAGAUGAUUAUACGACGUUUGUCGCUGAGAAUGCUGGCAAAUUGGAGUUGACAGUACUCAAGGUCCAGGCUGUCGACGUUUAUUCUAGGUCUGUCCAGCGGGUUAUGGAUCUCUUCAGAUCUUCUGGCAAAGCAUAA